Molecule: messenger RNA, 800 nt
Organism: Chinchilla lanigera (long-tailed chinchilla)
Lineage: Eukaryota; Metazoa; Chordata; Mammalia; Rodentia; Chinchillidae
Gene: CUNH1orf122
Product: chromosome unknown open reading frame, human C1orf122
Exons: 3
Coding region: 89-421 (110 amino acids)
Source: RefSeq, a predicted model, not a curated record
GCGGGGCACAGCUUUGCGGAGCCCUAGCGCAGCGCUGGGGCGGGGGGGCGGCCGAAAGGGGGGCGGUGGUCGGGCCGCGCAGGCGGAGAUGGAAUGGGGCCCGGGCUCAGACUGGUCACGGGGGGAGGCUGCCGGCGUGGACCGCGGGAAGGCGGGGCUGGGGCUCGGCGGGAGGCCACCCCCGCAGCCGCCCCGGGAUGAGCGCGCCCAGCAGCUGCUGGACGCGGUGGAGCAGCGACAGCGGCAGCUCCUGGACACCAUCGCCUCUUGCGAGGAGAUGCUGCGGCAGCUGGGCCGCCGUCGCCCGGAGCCGUCUGGUGGCGGGAACGUCUCAGCCAAACCCGGAGCGCCGCCCCAGCCAGCUGUCUCCACCAGAGGUGGCUUCCCAAAGGAUGCUGGUGAUGGAGCUGCGGAGCCGUGACCAUCCCCAAGCCGGGUGCCCUGACAUGUCUCCCUCCCCAGGGAUGGUGGUUGGACUCUGAACAACUCCCCUCAGUAAAGGGGCCAGUCUUACAAGCAGUGGCUGAUACUUGGCCUUCAGCCUGGGGUGGCAGCUCUUGCUAGCAGCUGGGUUCACUCCCACUUCAUCCUGGCUGAAGGCAGUGCUGUGCUUGGAAAUAUAGCCAGCGAAUACCCAGUCUGACUACUUGGGUUUGGGUGGACCAGCAGUGCUCGCCAGCGUGGUCUGGCCCACUUUGGGGAUUCCAGGUAGUAUUACAUGUCCAUUUCAUGCUUUGGGGGCUCUUAGCCCCACAAAACAACUUCGGCAGAGCCUUAAUUAAAAGGAAACCUGCAGACUC